This is a messenger RNA of Cheilinus undulatus (humphead wrasse), 1928 nucleotides long. Its product is annotated as leucine-rich repeat-containing protein 15. The record is from RefSeq and is a predicted model, not a curated record. NCBI's taxonomy places the organism in Eukaryota, Metazoa, Chordata, Actinopteri, Labriformes, Labridae. The transcript is spliced from 7 exons. Gene Ontology annotation, cellular component: extracellular matrix. Gene Ontology annotation, molecular function: protein binding. The coding region runs from base 95 to 1186 and encodes 363 amino acids.
UGCAGCAGGUCAGCUUCUCUUUGACUCCACCGAUAGAAAAGUGUUCUCUGAGUACAAACUGGACAGAGCUCUCAGGAACCCUGUUUCCAGCGUGAUGACAGUGGAGAUGCAGCGCGUGACGUGGGGGUUGCUGGUUCUCGUUUGGACUCUUCAGGCUGUGGAAAGCUGCCCUAAUGUCUGUAAAUGCUCCCAGAAGAUCAGUCCAGAGAAGUCCGAGGUGAACUGUCACAAAAGAGGGUUUCGUGCUUUUCCCUCCCAACUGCCUCCUGACGCCUGGAUCUUAAAGCUAGGUGAGAACGGGAUCACAGACCUGAAGGCUAACGCUCUGAGAUCGACCCCGAGGAUUGAGAGUGUCAACCUGGAGAGAAAUGCCAUCAAGUCCAUCCACCCUCAGGCCUUCUCUGGAGCCAAGCAGCUCAUGCUCCUCAAUCUCUACGGCAACCACAUCAGCAGCCUUCCACCGAGGGGGUUCCAGGAUCUCCUGAACCUCCGCUUCCUCAUGCUGGGACAGAACCAGAUCGGCGUCCUCAAAGCUGACAUGUUUGCUGGACUGAGGAACCUGUCAGAUUUAGAUCUUCCUCUAAACGCUCUGACUGUGCUCCCGAAUAACGCCUUCAGCCCUCUGAUCGCCCUCAAAGUCCUGGACCUGUCCCUGAACCGCAUCCAGAAGAUCUCGCCAAAGGCCUUCACUGGACUCAGACAGCUCAUGUUCCUCAACUUGGACAACAACAGUUUGAGGACGAUUCCUGCUGGAGCUUUCAGACAGCUGCGGUCUCUGGAGAUGUUGGUUCUGGACAACAAUCUUCUGUCCACACUGAGCCCGUCCGCCUUAGAUGGCCUGGACAACCUGCAGGAGCUCUACCUGAGGAACAACGAGCUGGAGCAGCUGCCACCCGAUGUGUUCAGGAGCAUGGCCAAGCUUUCUCAGCUGGCUCUCAGUGGAAACCGCCUGAAGACAGUGGGUGGAAACAUGUUCGCCCAUAUGCCUGAUCUGAAGAAGCUCCACCUCCAUGACAACCCGUGGCACUGUGACUGUCACCUCAUCUCCCUGGUACAGUGGAUGGGCCAGACCAACACCACCAUCUCUCCCCGGGACGCCCUGAGGUGUGCUAGUCCUGAGGUGCUCCGUAAAAAGAGCCUCUCCUCGCUGCCUGCUGACAGCCUGCUCUGCAGUUCCGAGCCCUGAAGACCAGGACGGAGUCAGCAUGGGGUCAGGGUCCCUGCAGAUUCAGAUGAUGUGCCUCUUCUAAAAACUGGUUUCUCCUCACCCCUGUAUACAAAUGUGUAUUUUUAGAGUGAACUUGUGUCUCAUAUGAUCUCUCAAAGCUGCAAUGCAAUCAAUAAAGCUUCCUGUAGGAUGAUGCAUCUCCUCGGCUUAAAACACAACAUAUCGAUGUUUCAUGUAAAAAGCUUGCAUAAAACAUCACCUUUGGCCAAUGAGGUUUUUUAAAGAUGAAAACAAAAGCUGUAUAUGAGGUUUGACCCGUACUGGAGGGCAGAACUUUCAAACUGCAGCUCCAGUUUAAUAAUCAGCACAGAUGGAGGACGCGAGGAUGCAGACACCCAGUAUCACUGCAGCAUUCUGCACCAGCAAAGAACAAGCACUGCCACUUAUCUCCAAAUUCAGCCCUGAGAUUAUUAUUAUAAUCUCAUAUUGCUUGUCAUACAGAGGCUUCGCAGGUUUGGAAAGAGACAGAUUACAUGAAAUGGGAUUAUAUUAAUCCCAUUUCAGCAAAUGGUCUCUGUAAUCUUUAGUUAAUGCAGAAAAUGGAGAGUGAGAGGAGAGACACAGGAAGGUUGUUCACAGUUAAAGUGAAGCAAUAGCUGCUCAUGAUGCAAGCCAUUAAUAUAAGACAGUAUGGUGCAGAAACGAACACGGCAGGCUUGUAGCACCCUAUAAUGUAAUAAUUUCCUGAUAAUGUAAUAAA